Molecule: messenger RNA, 1708 nt
Organism: Scatophagus argus
Lineage: Eukaryota; Metazoa; Chordata; Actinopteri; Scatophagidae
Gene: prim1
Product: DNA primase subunit 1
Exons: 14
Coding region: 138-1433 (431 amino acids)
Biological process (GO): DNA replication, synthesis of primer
Cellular component (GO): alpha DNA polymerase:primase complex
Source: RefSeq, a predicted model, not a curated record
UUUCAUUGUCGGACAAAUAUUUCAAGGUUAAGUCAAGCUUUGAGUGCGUCAGCCGACCACUGGCGCAGAAUUGAUUCAAAUUCAGCUCUCUGGAGGUUACAUUGUUUUACUUUUAGUUGCUGGCUAUUUUAAUAGAAAUGCUAAUUCGGGCCAUGCCGUCCUCAGAUUAUGACUCGGCCUCUUUGCCGGACUUACUACCGCUAUACUACCGACGGCUGUUCCCAUUCUCCCAGUAUUACCGCUGGCUAAACUAUGGAGGAGUGCAGAAGAACUACUUUCAGAAUCGAGAGUUCUCCUUCACACUCAAAGAUGACAUAUACGUCCGCUACCAGUCGUUCAGCACUCAGAAUGAGCUGGAAAAGGAAAUGCAGAAGAUGAACCCUUACAAGAUCGACAUUGGAGCGAUAUACAGUCACAGGCCCAGUCAACACAACACCGUGAAGUCAGGGACCUUCCAGGCCCUGGAGAAGGAGCUGGUGUUUGAUAUCGAUAUGACAGAUUAUGAUGAUGUCAGAAGCUGUUGCAGUGCUGCAGACAUUUGCUCCAAGUGCUGGACCCUGAUGACCAUCGCCAUUCGCAUCCUGGAUAGAGCUCUUCGAGAGGACUUUGGUUUCCAGCACCUGCUGUGGGUUUAUUCUGGCAGAAGAGGAGUGCAUUGCUGGGUGUGUGAUGAAGCUGCCAGGAAGCUCUCUGUAGCAGCACGCUCUGCAGUUGCAGAAUAUCUCAGCCUGGUUAAGGGAGGUGAAGAGACAGUGAAGAAGGUUGUGUUGACAGAUCCAAUUCAUCCUUUUAUCAGAGAGUCUUUGACAGUGGUGGAGCAUUACUUCACCCGGUACGCACUACAGGAGCAGGACAUACUCGGCCGCAAGGGAUCCGUAGACAAAGUGCUGGCACUCGUGCCUGAAGAUGUAAGGAAAGAAUUACAACAGGAUUUCCAGAAUGAGAAGAAACCUGAAAGUCGUUGGAAAUUAAUCGAGGAACUAGCCAAUAGGAAACAGAGCACUGCCAAAAAGGGCCAACACUUUGAGAAAGAAAUCAUGCUGCAGUAUUGCUACCCACGCCUUGAUGUGAACGUCAGUAAAGGGGUGAACCACUUGCUGAAAAGCCCCUUCAGUGUCCAUCCCAAAACAGGACGCAUUUCUGUUCCCAUUGACCUCAAAGAAUUAGAUUCAUUUGAUCCUUUUGCUGUGCCCACAAUCAGUCUGAUCUGUGAGGAGCUGGAUCGACCCAAGAGAGGAGAAGAGGAAGAGAAGUCGGAGGACAACAAGGAGAAGGAAAACGAGAAGGAUGCAGCAGAGAGACGAAAAAUCAGAGAUUACAAAAGAACGAGCCUGGCAAAGUAUGUGAAAUACAUGGAUCAGUUUCUGGAUGGAUUGGCUCACUCUUGGAAAGGAGAGCUUCUCAGAAAAAGUGAUUUUCAGAAAGAAUUCUGAAGUGGAUCAACUAUGAGAAAGUGACGCAGAAGAGGCACAGUUAAUGGCUCUUUACCACUUAACAUUGGUGACGAUGCAAAUCGUCCUGUUUUGGGGGGCUUCGUGUUGUGCUGGAAUGCUGAUAUUUUUUCUAAUGAGCAAUAUUUUCCUUCAAGUCUGUUUUGUUACACUUUCAUCAGAUUUGACAACAUAAUACAUUCAUCAACAAAACAUGCCAUUGCCCUCAUUUUGUUUUUGUACAUUUGUUUGUGACAAUAAAUUUGGUAUUCCUGUUA